GACUGGGAGCGCGCAGAUCCGCCCUCUAUCCGCCAUUUUUUUUUGUCUCAGACUCAAUCAGGUUGGAGGUGUGGAGCCGAGUAUAAACAAGGGAAAGACAAAUACUAGUGAGACCUUAUUAUUGAAAAAAAUCAGGGGACAGAAAUAUACUCAAGAAAUUCGACUGUUUUGGGACUCUAUACACAUGCAGGGGAACCGAGAUACUCUUGUGAUUUAAUUUUGUGUGGAGACGUGUUGCAGGCCGCCAUUUUUUGUUACUGCCUCAAAAGUCUGUCGGGACUCAAGAAAAGGAUUGAACAUAUAUAUUUCGUGCCUUACAGUUCGACCAAGAAGUUACAAAGUAACAAUUUGGGCUCCGGCGCACAGCUAUUUGCAACAUUGUAUCGACAAUGGAGACUCGUUUAAUCAAGUAGUGAGGCGACCUUUUCCGUUCUCAUUUACUGACAGUGACUGGAUAUACAUUAUAUUGUUUCAUGAGAUGUUCGAUCCAUCGGACCGGUCCAGUUGGUAUUUUGGGCCGGUGUCGAGACAGGAGGCGCAGAAUAGAUUACAAGGACAGAGGCAUGGCAUGUUUUUGGUUCGGGAUUCUUCAACCUGCCCUGGCGACUAUGUGCUGUCAGUAUCUGAAAAUUCCAAAGUGUCCCACUAUAUCAUCAACUCCUUACCAAGCAUGAGGUUCAAAAUUGGAGAUCAAGAAUUUGAUCACCUCCCAGCACUUUUGGAGUUCUAUAAAAUCCACUACCUGGAUACGACUACACUGAUAGAACCUGCCCCCAGGUACCCAAACACAGCUAUAGGCACCAGCCCCAUUCAGACGAUGGGCGGCCCAGAAGACAACCUGGAGUAUGUGCGGACUCUGUACGACUUCACAGGCAGCGAUGCUGAGGACCUGCCCUUUAAGAAGGGGGAGAUCCUGAUCAUCCUGGAGAAGCCUGAGGAGCAGUGGUGGAGUGCCAAGAGCAAGGAGGGCCGCAUGGGCAUGAUCCCUGUGCCCUAUGUGGAGAAGCUGGUGCGACCCUCCCCUCAUCCUGGCCAGCCUCCUCACGGCUCCCGCAACUCCAACAGCUAUGGCAUCCCCGAGCCGGCCCACGCUUAUGCUCAGCCUCAGACCCCCUCGCCCCUUCCCCCUGGCACCCCCGGAGCGGUCAUCACCCCCCUGCCCUCCAUGCAGAAUGGGCCAGUCAUGGCUAAGGCCAUCCAGAAACGAGUGCCCUGUGCCUAUGACAAGACGGCCCUGGCUCUAGAGGUGGGUGAUAUAGUCAAAGUGACGAGGAUGAACAUCAGCGGUCAGUGGGAGGGAGAGGUGAAUGGCCGGAGGGGUCUCUUCCCCUUCACCCAUGUCAAAAUAAUGGACCCCCAGAAUCCGGAUGAGAGUGAAUGACCUGGACCCCAACCAACCCUCCCUCCCCACAGUGACACUCAAACCUGCUGGCUGUCUCCAUCCCGCCCGCCAGUGUCACCACGGUUAUGUGCUUGCCUGCUUGGGGCUGUGCGACAGCGGUCUCUGUUAUCGUCAUGCCAACCAUUGUGCGGCUUUCUGACUGUUUACAGCUCUGGACUCAACUAAACUCCCCCAUCUGGUUACAGGCUCGUCAGUGUUUUUUGCCUUUGUCUUUUCAUUUUCAGACUAUCGGUAGGUUGUGUGUGUUGCCAUGGCUCCCAUGACGCCAUGUCUUACCUGGUCAUUUUUUAUUUGAUCUUGGUUACAUUUGAAUACUUAGGGAUUUUUUGAGAGCUUGCUUGGACUGUGUGUUUUGUAUUGUGGAUGGGAGGAGGUUAAUGUGAAAAAGAAGAGAGGUGACUGAACAUCACAUGGACUGACUGAGGAGAGCAAAGUCAUAAAGGGCUCCAAGUGGAGCCUGAGGAUAGAACCAGACAGUUGACUGUGUCUCUCUCCAAACAAUCAUUCACUGUUGGUACCUUAGCCACGUACACACACACACAGAUUGACCAUUACUUGUUGAGGGCGACGUGUGUGUGUGUGUGUGUGUAUGUAUGUGGGUGUGUGUAUAUAUCAGUCUCAACACCUCUCUUGACUGACACAAGCUGAGCUGACUUGGGCAGGAGGACAAGGCAGAGGCUGACAGAGGAGUUCAAGCCCACAUGGAUUCUGCCUUGUGGAAUAGCCCAUAGCCUCAGUGACACAGACCUAGUUGACAGUUUUGUUAUUUAUGUUUUCCCCAGACUACAUGUGAAAUGGCCAUAUGUGAAGACAUAUUUUGUUUAAUUUGUGCCAUAAAUUCAGGAGUGCUGAGCGAGGCAUUUGUCGUAGUAUAAGUGCAUGACUGUGACCAGGCUAUAGCCAAUGUUGUAAGAUUACUUAAAAAUGCUGUUGAGGGGUAAGGGCUUUUCUAUGAGACGGAUGCCUCAUGCAUCCAAUGAUAUGGGUCACAGGAGGUGGGCAAAGGUUGCAGCCAGCCAAUGACACCUCAUCAAUGCCUUUCACUGAAAAAUGCAACUUUAGUACAAGCAAUCCUUCCCUGUUUCCUCUCCGGGUUCCCUAAGGUGGUGAUUGGUUACACCCCUGACUCUCAUCUCUAGCCAGUGUUGACUGUCAAGCACAGGACCUGAGAAGAGAACUUGGUUGUCUUUGGUUAUGUCUAACUGACAUUGGGAUGCCAGAGCUGUCCUGCUCUCUGGUCUUGGUGUGAGUGUGCUGAUAAAGUGCUUCAUUAGAUCUCUGCUGUAAAGAAGACUUACCCUUCCUGUUGUCUCUUCCCUAGUGCUUGCCCAUCAAUCCCCCUGAGCUUUUUCAUUGGGUAGAGUAAUACCAUUGUACAACUAUCAAUCAUGUCCUGACUAGUGUUUUUUUGUUAGCCAACUGUUGAAUUGAGCAUUUAAUAUUUGUUUUAAUAACCUUGUAAACAAUUAGACUGAAGGUAACUUUUUUUAAAGGGAAAAAAAUGCCUGCUGGUGGCCUCUGUGCAUGACCUCUUGGCCUCUCCCAGGUCAAAUGCUGCUUUGUCUCAAUGAACAUUUCCUCAUCAAAAUAUGAAUUACACUUGUUUUUAUUGCCUCUGUGGAAUCAAUCCAUUCAAAUGUAGUUUGGUUUUCCUUGUGCAACCUCCAUAUUAAACCCUGUGAUUAAGCAAUACACCAAUUUUAAUUUAUGUUUUAGUUGGGUAAACAUGUUUUAUUAACGUUCUUUGUAAAGGCAUUAGCAGUAUUACUGUUUUUUUCCCCUCAUGUUUUAGAGUGCCUCUGUGUUGUCCUCUUAAUUCAAAAUAAAAAAUUGUGCCUUUUAUUUUCUUAUACCAUUUGCAUGUGUUAAUAUUUCCCAUGGUUAACACCUGUCCUGGUAUUGCCCUUUAUGUACAGAACAAGUAAAUAAAAUGUAUGUCUACUUCUUUAA
Molecule: messenger RNA, 3352 nt
Organism: Oncorhynchus kisutch (coho salmon)
Lineage: Eukaryota; Metazoa; Chordata; Actinopteri; Salmoniformes; Salmonidae
Product: crk-like protein
Exons: 4
Coding region: 479-1381 (300 amino acids)
Biological process (GO): cell migration; positive regulation of ERK1 and ERK2 cascade; enzyme-linked receptor protein signaling pathway
Cellular component (GO): cytoplasm
Molecular function (GO): signaling adaptor activity; receptor tyrosine kinase binding
Source: RefSeq, a predicted model, not a curated record